Molecule: messenger RNA, 2731 nt
Organism: Rhinolophus ferrumequinum (greater horseshoe bat)
Lineage: Eukaryota; Metazoa; Chordata; Mammalia; Chiroptera; Rhinolophidae
Gene: ATG4B
Product: autophagy related 4B cysteine peptidase
Exons: 13
Coding region: 147-1328 (393 amino acids)
Molecular function (GO): protein-phosphatidylethanolamide deconjugating activity
Source: RefSeq, a predicted model, not a curated record
GCCGUACGCCAAGAUGGCGGCCUGCGCACUUCCGCGCGCACUUCCGGCCCCGCCCGCGCUCUGAUUGGCCCCAGCGGCGGCCCGUCGCGUCGCGUUGCGGACCCGUCGGAGCGACGCGGCGCUCAGUCGGCGGCCGGAGAGGGAAGAUGGACGCAGCUACUCUGACCUAUGACACUCUCCGAUUUGCCGAGUUUGAAGAUUUCCCGGAGACCUCGGAGCCUGUUUGGAUACUGGGUAGAAAAUACAGCAUUUUCACAGAAAAGGACGAGAUCUUGUCCGAUGUGGCGUCCAGACUUUGGUUUACAUACAGGAAAAACUUCCCAGCCAUCGGGGGGACCGGCCCCACCUCAGACACGGGCUGGGGCUGCAUGCUGCGCUGUGGACAGAUGAUCUUUGCCCAGGCCCUGCUGUGCCGGCACCUAGGCCGAGAUUGGAGGUGGACACAGCAGAAGAGACAGCCGGACGGCUACGUGAACGUCCUCAGCGCCUUCAUGGACAGGAAGGACAGUUACUACUCCAUCCACCAGAUAGCGCAAAUGGGAGUUGGCGAGGGCAAGUCCAUCGGCCAGUGGUACGGGCCCAACACGGUCGCCCAGGUCCUCAAGAAACUUGCUGUCUUCGACACGUGGAGCGCCCUGGCCGUCCACAUAGCGAUGGACAACACGGUGGUGAUGGAGGACAUCAGAAGGUUGUGCAGGGCCAGCCCUCCUUGUGCGGGGGCCACGGCGUUUCCUGCCGAUUACAGCCAGCACUGCAAUGGGUUCCCUGCGGGAGCCGAGGUCACCAACAGGCCGUCCCUGUGGAGACCGCUGGUGCUUCUCAUUCCCCUGCGCCUGGGGCUCACAGACAUCAAUGAGGCCUACGUGGAGACGCUGAAGCACUGUUUCAUGAUGCCCCAGUCCCUGGGGGUGAUUGGAGGGAAGCCCAACAGCGCCCACUACUUCAUCGGCUAUGUUGGUGAGGAACUCAUCUACCUGGACCCGCACACCACGCAGCCAGCGGUGGAGUGUGCUGCCGGCUGCGCCAUCCCAGACGAGAGCUUCCACUGCCAGCACCCGCCCAGCAGGAUGAGCAUUGCCGAGCUCGACCCGUCCAUUGCCGUGGGCUUUUUCUGUAAGACUGAGGACGACUUUAAUGAUUGGUGCCAGCAAGUCAGAAAGCUGUCGCUGCACGCUGGAGCCCUGCCCAUGUUUGAGCUGGUGGAACAGCAGCCUUCCCACCUGGCCUGCCCCGACGUCCUGAACCUGUCCUUAGAGUCUUCUGAUGUCGAGCGACUAGAAAGAUUCUUUGACUCAGAGGAUGAAGACUUUGAAAUCUUGUCCCUUUGAAAUCAUCCUGGAGUCAGGGGACAUCUCCACUGGCCCUCGCUGGGACGCCGUUGAGAGCCCAGCCCGGCCUCGGGGCACAUGGUGCCACGCAUUUCAUCCAUCCAGCGCCUGCCUGCCGAGUGCCGUGCCCGCCUUCUCUGCCCUCGGCCGGAGGACGGCCCUGUCCUCCUGGAGGCCUGACUGCGGGGCUGGGACCCGAGGCCAGCACAUCGCGCCACGCCAGCCCUGCGUCAGCAUCGCUCCGUCCUGCUUCCUCCUGGGCUCUGGUUCUGGGUUUGCUUUGGAAUUAAAGUCCUGUUUGAGGUCACAGACAUGAAUUUCUGUUGGACGUGUCCCCAGUACGUCUGGAAGACCUGCGGACGGCUGCUGUGGACUGGGCCCCGCCCUCUGCCGGCAGCCCUGCUGGGGUUCCUGGGGCUGCCUCAGUGGGGGACUGGGGAGAGAAACGGCAAGGGCUGGUCACCUGCAUGUGACUCGCCAGGACAGCGCAGGGGAAGCCACAUGUGGCCUGCCUUCCUCACAUCUUCACGGCCCCCCGAGCCGCUGAUGGCUCCGCCAGCUUCUGCCUUGCUGGGCAGUGGGUGGUGGGGACCCAGAGGCCCAUGGCGGGGUGUGGGGACACUGCAAGCAUGGCUGGCAGAGGAAGAGCAGGCCAGGCACGCCGGUGCCCGGAGCCUGCCUCCAUCUCCGUCUCCGUCCUCAGGACUGCCCUCCAGGUACCGAGGCUUCAGAUGGUUUGGGGCCAGAGGGUGAAACCCUCAGUUUAUGGUGCAAGACAGGUACCCCGUCUCUCAUCGCUCAUGUGGAGACAUUUCCAGGCCCUUCUCAGCACUGACCGACGUCAGCACCUGCCGCCUUGCUCCCUGGUGUCCGGGGCCCCAGGGCACUGCGCCCAUGCCGCCUUGCUGUCCGUGCUCCGUCCCCUGGGAUCUGUGUCGGCAGCUGGGGGAACUCAGGGCGGUGCAGCCUUCUUCCCAGGGAGCCUUCCUCUCGUGGAGCCCCUCCUUCCCUGGGCGGCUGCAUCUGGGCCUGGUCCUGCCAGCCCACAAGGUGGCAGAGGACACCCCAGCCCCCAGUAUGGCUGACAUAAGUUAUUUUCCUCUUUUUCUGUCUUUCUGUCCCUCCCGCCGUCCUACCCCUUUGUCCUCGGGCUGGGUGGGGAAGGAGGGAAGGAAGGUUGGGACGUUUCCAUUCCUUCAGCUGAACCUGGGAAAGCGCCACCCCCACCUGCGGGGGCCAGGAAGGUCUCGCUGCAGCUCCUGCUGCUCGUACCAGUGGGCGAGCGGGUGACAAGUUGACCAAAGGGGAGCUUUGUCUUAGUGUUUUGAAAAAGGCUUAUUGAAGGAAUGUUGCUCAUUCUUAGUCGUAUAGUUUGCAAUUCUACAUGGCAAAUAACAAUUUCA